Camelina sativa (false flax) is the source of this 743-nucleotide messenger RNA. The record is from RefSeq and is a predicted model, not a curated record. Lineage: Eukaryota; Viridiplantae; Streptophyta; Magnoliopsida; Brassicales; Brassicaceae.
AUGAUUGCGCAUGUAGCCGUUGUUGUCCCCAUUGAUUUUUCGAGUGUUGUUGAUCGUAUUGCUCGUGUGGCAUUUGAGAUUGCUAAACAACGCCGCGGUAAACUUUGCUCUGUUGACAAGGCUUCAGUCUUGGAGGGGUCGAUAUUGUGGAGGGAAAGAGCAACGAAAAUGUNCUCAGAGUAUCCUGAGGUUGAAGUCACCCAUCUACUCAUUGACACCGCUGCAAUGGAUCUUAUUCGCCACCCAAAAGAGUUUGAUGUCAUCUUGACUGGGAUUAUGUUUGGUGAUAUUCUCUCUGAUCUUGCGGCUGUGAUCCCCGGAAGUGUAGGAUUGCUUCCAUCUGCUUCCUUUGGUGAUUCUGGGCUUGGAAUCUUUGAACCUAUACAUGGCUCUGCACCUAAACACUAUGGGAAGGACACGGUGAAUCCAUUGGCAAGUGUUCUAUCAGCUGUAAUGCUUUUGAGAUACGGUUUGAAAGAAGAAAAUGCUGCAAAGAGGAUAGAAGAUGCUGUUUUCGAUGUUCUUGAUCGUGGAUUCAGAACACGUGAUAUUCACACUCAUGGAACUAUACUGGUAGGUUGCGAGAGAAUGGGGCAGGAGAUACUGAGAUCCCUGGAUGCCAAAGUUGAUAACAGAGUCUUAGCCUCAACUGGAAGUUUGGUUUAUUAGCUGCAAAAGUUUUAAUAAAAGCAUAAUCUAUAGUUUGAUAUUCAAAUAAGCACCAUGUUUGUUUAUAUGUUUGA